CCCAUUUUUGCUAAACCAAUUGAAAUUUUUUUACUUCAAAUGAGCGGCGCCGCCCAGCACACAUACACAGCAAAGAAUGGAAAGCUGUCGGUAAUACACGGCGCACGAAUACCUCUGGCACUUCUGCGCCUGCUAUUUGGCGACGCAAACAACAGCAGCAACUCUUAUCACCGGGACUCCGACGACGGUGACGACAGCAGUGCCACCACUACCACUACAAACACCAGCUACACGGACACAUCUUUGAGUCCAAAUCAUUUGUUUAAGAGAGAGUUGGCGCGCUCCAUUUACGCGCUGUCAAUGGACAGCAGUCACUUGGCUGUUGCGCACGACGACCGGUACAUGCUGUUGGAGCGCCCUGAGGACGACGCCCCGAUGAAUUACCGCCUGGUGUCUGUGGGCAGCGACGCUGCGUUUCCAGGAGAGUCAGUUACGGCGCUGUAUUGCAUGAGCGUGUACACACCGCAUGGUCACCAGAAGCAGAGCAGGGGUCAGUCUUUAUGCGUUGUUGUGGGGUAUUCCAGUGGCUACUUGCGCAUAUUCUCUCUCUAUGGGCACUUGCUCACGACUCACCAGUUUCAUCCGCAGGCGUUGAUACGCAUUCGCCUGCGGAUGCCGUCGCAGGCGAACAGUGCCCAGGAAUCCGGUGAAAUGAGAUACAUGACGAGUAACAGCAGUGGGAGCGGCAACAGCGUCAAUAAUCAUGGUGUGAGCUCAGCUGUUGAUGACGCCGAAGAAGUGUGUUUGACAUAUACCGACGGGACAAUGGUGAGCAUUGAUGGCAAGUCACUUUACUUGGCGCUCCGGCUAUGCUUGAACGAAGCAUCGUCAGCAGAGUCUGACGAGCCGAUGUUCCAGUACAAGAAAUGGGCGUUUGAUUUGAACACACCAUUGGUUUCUGAUGCAGUCAGCUACGGGCCAUCAGCACAUAGAGACCCGCUGGCGUCGCUGGCCAAAGCAACAAUGACAUCGAGUCCAUUGCUUUCAGAUGCCACAGCGCGCUUUCUCGUUGCUCCGCAGCAUGGCGAUGCGGCAUUUGGGGUUUUCAUGACCAACGAGGACGCAGCAAUGUCGUUUUCUGCAGUCGAUAUUGCCGGCAAGAUGGCGGCCAGAGUCACCGGCGCAGUGCUCAGCAUUGCAAAGUCGUAUUUUUGGCGGUCCAGCUCACAGCCGUCAUCGAGGACCCCGGACUCGACCAGUCAUGGAGCAGCAGGCACAAGCGAUCCGGGCACCCUAGUACCGUGUGCAUUUGCUGUGCGCGACAGCCCGCGCAAAGUACUCAAUAUAUCGCUGGCACCCGCGCAGUACAGCCUGGCAACGUUGACUGAUUCUCUCGGCCGAGUGCUAGUUUUUGAUCUGGAGAGUUGCGAAAUUAUCCAUAUGCUCAAGGGACUCCGUGGAAGCCAAUGUGCGUGGCUUGAGACCGAGUCCCCGGAUGAGACCAGUGACACUGCACAUGGUGAUGAUCGGGUUAGCCAACGCCGGCGGCGGAUGUUUAUUGUGGUUUAUGCUGGGAAGCGCGGUACUGUUGAGGUUUUUGAGCUUGGGUCCCUCGAGCGGUCGCUGGCUUCUGUUAGCGUGGGACUUGGGUGGAAGCUGGUUCAGUGCCCUACGCAGCCGCUGGGCGGGAGCCUGGUGGUUGGUUCAGCCGGCAGCGCUCGUCGGGCGGCGUUGCCCUCGCUUGCGUCGUGUAUGCUGCUGAACGAGAGUGGCCAUGCCGCUCAUAUACAAAUCAACAUUUAAUUUUUUGUAUUAAUAGAAUAUUUUAAACAAAAUAAAGCAAAAAAAGACAAGAAA
This is a messenger RNA of Kickxella alabastrina, 1797 nucleotides long. Its product is annotated as Rab3 GTPase-activating protein regulatory subunit N-terminus-domain-containing protein. Gene Ontology annotation, biological process: regulation of GTPase activity. Bases 40 to 1743 code for a protein of 567 amino acids. Lineage: Eukaryota; Fungi; Kickxellomycota; Kickxellomycetes; Kickxellales; Kickxellaceae. The transcript has a single exon. The record is from RefSeq and is a predicted model, not a curated record.